This is a messenger RNA of Sardina pilchardus (European sardine), 7816 nucleotides long. It is a transcript of the gene dgkg, whose product is annotated as diacylglycerol kinase beta. Gene Ontology annotation, cellular component: plasma membrane. Gene Ontology annotation, biological process: lipid phosphorylation; diacylglycerol metabolic process; intracellular signal transduction. Gene Ontology annotation, molecular function: ATP-dependent diacylglycerol kinase activity; calcium ion binding. The record is from RefSeq and is a predicted model, not a curated record. Lineage: Eukaryota; Metazoa; Chordata; Actinopteri; Clupeiformes; Clupeidae.
GGCAGAGAGAGGGAGAGAGGGAAGCAAGAGGGAAAAAAAAGGCUUAAUUAAUUCAUGCUGAAGGGGAGGGAUGUUACGGCGGCUCAGUGAAGGGGCUUUGCCACCGCGGCUGGGCUGUCUCUAGCACCCAGCCUGUUCGUAGGAGACUGCAAGUCGGAGACGCACAACACACACACAAGCGCACACACACACACACACGCACACUCUCUCUCCCCAUGCCCUGCCUGGAGGAAGCCUGUACUCUCACAUCGACACGAGGAGCAGACACCAUCACUGAGGUUAACGGAGAGAUUAUCGGGCGCCGCUGUGAGCGCCCCGGUGGAUCCGACACAUCUCCCUGCAUGCCUCUGGCAGUCGCCCUGAGCCAACUCUGCCUCCAGCGUCCGCCUGCACCUCAGCCUCUUCUUCACCAUCCUCGUCCUCGUCCUCGUCCUCGCCAGAGCCGGAGCCUGACCUUCACACUCGUACCCUUUCUGUGAUCUCCCCGCCCGCCCCACCCCCACCCCCACCCAGGCGGCGCGUCGUCUGUCCUCCUCGGCCGCCUCAUCGUCUCCUCUUCGCGCGUCUGUGUCGCUUCAGAUGACCCGUCCCGUCGUCCGGCUCGGCAGGCAGGGAGCCGAGAUGUGGCCAGCCCUGCGCAGCAGCCCCUCAGCGCACCUCCACGAGGGAUAAACGCCGUCGCCGACAACACACACGCACACGCGCACACACACACACCAGUAACACACAGAUACACAUAGACACACACGCACCCUUAGACUAGACACACCCACUCACACUGUACAUACAUACACGUUGACACACACUCACAUACAUUAUACCCAUACUGUGACCCCCAUACCCCCAUACUAACUCAUAAACACACACACAUACACUCACACACCCACCCACUAAACACAUACACACCUCACAGAUGUACGCUCACAUAUCCAACUUAUAGAUACAAACACUCAUACGCAAGAACAGACACACACACACACACACACACACACACACACACACACACGUGCACACAUGCAGUGUGAAAUGGGGGACUGCAGCUGGGUGUGUCUGAGUCCGGCAGAGUUCGCUCAACUGCAGCAGUACAGUGAGUACUCCACCAAGAAGCUGAAGGAUGUCCUGGAGGAGUUCCACGGCAACGGUGUCCUCUCCAAGUACAACCCGGAGCAGAAGCAAGACGUUCUCAACCAACCCAUCGACUAUGAGGGCUUCCAGCUCUUCAUGGCCACCUAUCUGGAGAACGACAUUCCCGAGGACCUGUGCCAGCACCUCUUCACCUCCUUCAAGAGCAAGACAGGUGGGGGAUGCUCUCCAGAGGCUCCCCGUGCCGGAGCCAGCAUGCUGGAGCCCAUGUCGAUCGAUGCAGGCAUCUCUAUACAGACCGAAGUGGCCUGUGCUCCAAUUACAGGCAUGAACGGAAAGAGCAUCCUGUCCGCCAUGGGCAGGCACACUCCCGAGCACUCCGGCGUCCCGACGCCGAGCUCCGGGGCCACCACGUCGCCCUGCUCGUCCCGCUCCUCGUCUCAGCGCUCGGGGACUGGGGGGCACACGCCCAAGGGCCACAGCCGCUCGCCCUGCGGCCAGUCCAAACCCAUGGGGGGCAGCAGCAACGCCCUGGCCCCCACCAAGACCACAGGCUCCCCUCGGCUCUCACCUGAGCGGACGCGGAGUGAGAAGUGUGUGUCCCAGAAGAGAAGCCCCUCGCCUCAGAAGGGCUCUCCUCUGCCCUCCCCUCAGGUGGUCUUCCUCAAGGACAUUGUGUGUUACCUGUCGCUGCUGGAGAGGGGCACACCAGAGGACAAGCUAGAGUUCAUGUUCCGGCUGUACGACACGGACGGCAAUGGUGUACUGGACAGCUCGGAAGUGGACCGCAUCAUCAAUCAAAUGGUCCAUGUGGCAGAGUAUCUGGAGUGGGACUCCACAGAGCUGCGACCAAUCCUGAAGGAGAUGAUGGAGGAGAUUGAUUUUGACAAAGAUGGGACCGUUACUCUGGAGGAGUGGAUUAGAGGAGGAAUGACCACCAUACCCCUUCUGGUGUUGCUGGGCAUGGAGACGAAUGACCAGGAGGAUGGGCAGCAUGUGUGGAGACUGAAGCACUUCAACAAGCCGGCCUACUGUAACUUCUGCCACACCAUGCUCCUCGGGGUCCGCAAACAAGGCCUCUGCUGCUCCUUAUGCAAGUACACAGUCCAUGAGCGCUGUGUGUCCAAAGACAUCGCUGCCUGCAUCAGCACCUACGCCAAGUCCCGCAGACACACCAACGCUAUGCAGCAUGUGUGGAUGGAGGGGAACUCGCCCACCAAGUGUGACCGUUGCCACAGGAGCAUUAAGUGCUACCAGGGCCUGACCGGACUGCACUGUGUCUGGUGUCAGAUCACUCUCCAUAAUAAGUGUGCCUCCAACGUGAAGCCAGAAUGUGACGGCGGAUUCUUGAGAGAUCACACGCUCCUGCCCUCCUACAUCUGUCCUGUCGUGCUGGACCGACACUCUGUAGUGAAGAGAGGUGAGAGUGAGUCUCCACCGAGCACUAGUCCCGAUGACUCGAACCAGUGCUUCAAAUUCACAGGAGAUGGACAAGCACUUCAGAUCACGCCGCUGCCAGGGACGCAUCCCUUGCUGGUGCUCGUGAACCCAAAGAGUGGUGGGCGGCAGGGGGAGAGGGUGCUACGGAAGUUCCGGUAUCUGCUGAACCCCCGACAGGUCUACAGUCUGGAGCUCGGAGGGCCCAUGGUGGGACUCAACUUCUUCCGUGACGUUCCUGAUUUCCGCGUGCUGGCCUGUGGAGGGGACGGGACAGUGGGCUGGAUCCUGGACUGUAUCGAUAAAGCUAACUUUGCCAGAGAUCCACCUGUGGCUAUCCUUCCGCUGGGCACGGGGAACGACCUGGCCAGGUGUCUGCGCUGGGGAGGAGGCUAUGAAGGCGGCAGCCUGCUGAAGGUCCUCAAAGACAUUGAACACAGCACAGAUAUGGUGCUCGAUCGGUGGAACAUCGACAUCAUCCCAGAUGACAAGGAGGAGAGGGGCGACCCUGUCCCCCAAAGCAUCGUGAACAAUUACUUCUCUAUUGGAGUGGAUGCAUCUAUAGCACACCGCUUCCAUCUGAUGAGGGAGAAGCACCCGGAAAAAUUCAACAGCAGUGCGAUGGCAUUGUCCUAGACCUCAGCAACACCUCUCUGGAGGGCAUUGCCGUGCUCAACAUUCCCAGCAUGCACGGCGGCUCCAACCUGUGGGGCGAGACCAAGAAGAGGCGGAACUACAACCGCAUGAGCAAGAAGGCGCCGGAGAGGAUGCCGGCGAUCACCGUCACCGACGUCAAGGAGCUCAAGUUCUGCAGCCAGGAUGUGAGUGACCAGCUCUUGGAGGUGGUGGGUCUGGAAGGAGCCAUUGAAAUGGGACAGAUCUACACCGGGCUGAAGAGUGCAGGCCGACGGCUCGCUCAGUGUGCCAGUGUCACUAUCAGAACGUCGCGCCUGCUCCCCAUGCAGAUCGACGGCGAGCCCUGGAUGCAGCCCCCAUGCACGAUACGAAUUACCCAUAAAAACCAGGUGCCCAUGUUGUUUGGUCCACCCCAGAAGACUCCCUUUUUCUUUUUCAAGAAGCGUAACAAGAGUCGGGAUUAAAAGGAAGAACUGUUGGAGGAGUCAGUCACCCACACAAUAAAAAAAACUCACAUAUUCAAACACACGUACACACAGAAAAAAACAUAAUGCCUAUCAAUUCAGUCGCCUGAACUUUUGGAGGUUGGAAGACUUGGACAGACAUGACGAAUAUCUUCAUGGAAAGAGACUACAUUUGAAAAGACCUGGAGUUUUUCUAGAGUAGACGAUGGGAGACCAGUUCAGUCCGUUUGACCACUUCCUGUGCAUCUAAACUUUUGGAUGUCCUGCCAUAGGCCUUGCAACACCACCCCAACCCCCUUCCCCAAACAGCCCUCCACCUCCCACCUCUCCACGCCAUCCCAGCCCUGCCACAGCCUCAUGUCCCGUCCCUUCACCAAGAGUUUGCCAUGAAAAUACUCUUAAGAGAGGUUCCUCACAAACUACAGCCAAUACUAAGACACUGAAGACACAACAAGGGAAGGAAGGGGGACAUAAGGACAAAGCAAGAGAGAGAGAGAGAGUGUAAUUGGGCAGGGACUGGAGGGGGAAAAGAGAGUUCAAAUGGUUUGCCAAAGAAGGACAAAAAGUGUGGAACAGUGAAGAAAAAGAGGAAGCCAAAAAAAAACCCAACUCACAAAUAAAAGGAAACGAUAAUGUGCAGGACUGGGAGUGGAUGCUGCCCUCGCGGACGUCAUAGCGGGUCCAAGUUUGGCCCCUAAACAGGGAUGGAGAACAAGCCUCCUCUCUCCUGGAGGAGCCAAAUAAAUAAUGAAUCGGCGAACGCAAAAGCACUCACUCCAGUGCCUCUGCCUGAGCACCCCCCCCCAUCCUGCUACAUGCUAUCGCUAAAGAGAUGGAGGAACUCAUUCAUUAUUGAGGAGUUUGUUUACGAUGGGGAGGGGUGCGGCGGCGGCGGCGGCGGCGUUUCCUUAAGCAUCAUCAGGCCGGGGCGUGCGUUUGGUUGGUUUAUCUGCCGUUCCACCCCCAGGCAACGCGCUGUGGCUGACCCAGGGGUUUUGCAACGCAAAGGCGUCUCUGUAACCGGAUCUUAUCUGUCAUCUCCUGCCGGUCCAUUGGAGCUGGAGGACCAUCCCAGUCAGGUCGCUGCAGGAGUCGGUGCAUGGGCCCCUUCAUCAUAGACCAGUGUUGACUCAGGGCUACAUUUGCAUUCACUUUCACACGACACAAGCCAUCAGAAAACGUUCGGGUUUUAUAGCGACAGGCUUCUGGCUUCGCCCAUCUGUUAUCAAUUGCCACCAAUUUCUUACUGACUCAUCGCACAUAGAAAACCGUGUUAACGUCGGCAUCUGUUGUUCUCUGCUGUUCUGUAGACAGAAAAUCUUACUGUGAUGCAUUUUUAUAGGCUCCAAAUGAACAUAGAAAACAAGCACUGCCUGGAUACCACUGUUUCCCCUCGAAACAUAUCUCUCCCCACAGAGAUAGCGUGGGGACGGAUCAUUACUCUGAGCCCAGUCUACCAGAACACAGAACCAGAAGGCAGUCUCGGCCCCCCUGGGGAUGGGUGUUGCUUAAUUUACUGUCGCACGGACAGCCUAAAUUUAACCGCCUAUUUCAGGGAGCAUCAAUCGCGUGAAACACUACUCCUAAUAACAGCACUGAGAAAACAUCAGCUCGCAAUGUCAAGCCACACAGUCAAGAGUCGCCCCAAGUCCCCGCUGCGAUGGAAAGGGGGGAAGGCGGGCAAUGCGCGACCCUGGGUUGAAUAUUACCGUUGUCACGGUGACCUUUUUAUCAGUGAAAUGGGAUAUGAACUGCCCAACGGACUUCCAAAGGGGCAGAGAGAUGGGGAAAAAAUGGUGUUUACAGAUUCUACUGUAUCCAUUUGAUGUAGCCUUUGAAAAUAUCAUUGUCAACCUUCAACUGCAAGACGUGCUAUGUGUGUAGACACAGUCUCUUUUUGUAUUAUGAAAAAUAAGUGUGCAUAUAUAUAUAUAUACAAUACCUACAUAUAUAUAUAUAUAUAUAUAUAUAUAUAUGUGUGUGUGUGUGUGUGUGUAUAUAAUUAUAUAUAUACUGUAUAUAUAUAUAUAAUUAUAUAUAUAAAUAUAUAUAUAUGAAUGUGUUUGAUCUUAUAACUUGUAGAGCAUUGUACAGUAAUAUAGCCUCAAAGAAUACAGUGUUACUUAAUCAAUUACCUGCCUGACUGUCAUAGCCAGGCACAUGUCUAUGCUGAUUGGUCCCCUUCAGUCCUCAUAUGCAUUUGGCAAGGUGCUUUGUAAGGAGGAGGAGGUAGCCACAUUUUCACGCUUGAGAAUUGCUAUGUUGUUGGGUUUUUGCACUCAGAAAUGGAAAUAGGCCUGCAUCGAGCAUUUCUAAACAAAAUAUUCCUGGCCAUUAUUAUUUUUUAUUUAAUUUGCCAGUGAGAAACCACACUUGGCUUUUUUGAGAGGAGGCGGAUGGUUGGCACAGCGCUGAUGUGCCAGACCCCGCCCUCCCCUCUGCCUGUUCCCUUUAACUACUCUGAACCGAGGAUGCUGUGUCAGGGGCCGCAGGAAUCACGUAAAGCCAGUCCAUAAUAACCACUGUGGCCAUGGCGGUCCCCUCCACUAAAACGAUUCCCUUUGAAGUCGCCACCUCAAGUAAUCAGCAGCUCUGUCGGGAGCUGACAUGGGUGACGCUCAGUAUGUUAGUAACAUUAAGCAAGUGGACCCAAGGCAAUGCCACAUGCCAGUGGUUGGGUCGUCACAUUCCUGGUCACCUAGUCCUGUGGUAUCAAAGCGAAAAGCGAGGCGGGUUCAGUGAACGAGUGCAUGUUUACAGCUACUUUUUCAGUUACCAGUUUUGAAUGAUUUUGAAUAGUUCUGUAUAUAUAGAUAUUUGUUUAUAUUUUACCUGAGGUUUUAUCACCACCGCAUGCCUGCUGAAUCAAAGGAGACCAAGAUGUCUGCUUGAGAAGAGACCACGCUGAUUGUCGUUAUUCCCUGCACCCCCACCCUACCACCCCUAGCCAACCCCUAUCAGCUUAUGCACAUCAAUCACAUCUUUUGUAUUCGGAGUAAUUUUUUUUGUUAUUUUUUUUUUAUUGCUCAUGCAAUAGCAUGUUAUAUAUUGUAAAGACUGCACCCAGAGCUUGUGUUAAGUAGCCUCUUUUUUGGAGAAGAGUCAAUAAGCAGCCAUCUGCUCAAUAACCGAAUAACUGUCUAGGAUAUCUUUCCAACUGUCUUGUGUCCAUCAGGCUCGAUUUGCCACCAACAUUGUCCAGUUACAUGUUGUCUCUGUCAAUGUCAAUGAUGGAUAGCCUUAAUUUACAAGUAUAAGAAAAAACAGCAUUUUUUUUUUGCCUCGAGACACUAGGUCACUUGCAAUAUAGAAAUAGGCCCGAGAAAAAAUGAGUGAUGAGUUACUCCACUGUGUUGCAAGGAAGCUGCCAUUGGUACUCAUAUUACUAUGUCAGGCUAGAGAGCUGGGAGACCCAUUAGCCACAAUAGUUGAUUUCUUCUCGUCUAAUCAUGAAGUCGUCAUGUGUAUGUGUGGUUGCGUGCCCGUGUGUGUGUGUGUGUGUGUAUGUGUGUGUGUGUGUGUGUGUGUGUGUGCGCAGAGUCUGUGCCGCACCACCACCCUGUCUGCUGACUGUGGACAUCUCUAUGUUUUCCUUCUACUUGUUUAUAACAACGAUGCAAAUGGAUAUCAGUGAGUAAGCCAUGCUGCUUUUCUGAGAGACCGUCAAGUACAGCAACUACACACAUUUAAAACGCAUCAGCACCAUCUCCCAAACAAUCAGGUUAGCCCAAUCAUAUCAUCAUCUUGGCACACAUCUUCCCAUGUAAUUCUUUUUGUAGAACAAAGUUUGUCCGAAAUCGCUACAAAAAGCAGAUUGGUGUUAUGCACCCACCUGCUACGCAGCCAUAAGCCCCAGCUCUCACAAGAGUGAACUGUUACAUUCCCAAUCUCUGACCACCGAUUCGACCUUGGCCUGGAGUCCCUUACAGAAGCAGCAUGGUAGGCUAGCAUAGCAACAGCAUCAACUCUAUCUCGUCUUAUUAGUCUCGGGCAGAUAAACAGUAUUGAGUGUCGUGCACUGUCGCACAAAUGCAUUUAGGGCCAAUGUCAUCCUCCUCAGUCCUGAAUGUGAUGUUCUAACUACAUGUAUGCAUACGCCUCUGUCCUCUUCCCACCACUAGGGUUUGUGUGGUGUGUCCAUCUGUGUAAGCAGCAAAGGGUCACGGACAAAGCAACAGCCCUCUGGUCUGCCCGUG